Molecule: messenger RNA, 1638 nt
Organism: Trametes versicolor FP-101664 SS1
Lineage: Eukaryota; Fungi; Basidiomycota; Agaricomycetes; Polyporales; Polyporaceae
Product: cytochrome P450
Exons: 14
Coding region: 1-1638 (545 amino acids)
Molecular function (GO): iron ion binding; monooxygenase activity; heme binding
Source: RefSeq, a predicted model, not a curated record
AUGUUCUUUGCAGUCUCUUUCUGCGUUUCAGCGGUAGUCUUGGUGAUCUUAUGGCCUCAGCUGUGGAGGCGAGUAAAGCAGCUCCAACUCCGCAACGUCCCAGGUCCUGCCUCGCUAUCAAUAUGGUCCGGUGUAGCAAAGAAGUUGCACGGCCCCUUUUCCAUCCCGUUUCGGGAGCAGACCCUCACGUCAUACCGCGGUGCCAUUCGGCUUCCUGGCUUCCUGGGUGAGGUCGAGUUAGCCAUAUCAGACCCUUUAGCUCUUGCUACGAUAUUCGGGAAAUAUCGCGAUGCUUUCGAUCUGCCCGCAUGGCGAAUUCACACUGGUAACACCGUGUUCGGGCCUGGCCUGACUGCGGUCACGGGUCGCGCACACUCCGAGCAACGCAAGCAAUUGAGUCCGGUAUUUUCGGUCAGAUACAUUCGCGACAUGAUCCCCACGUUCAACCGCGUGGGGCAAGAGCUCGUGGACGUUCUGCGACGCCAAGUGGCUGCUCCGCGAAGCGAGGUCGAGAUCGCCGAAUUCUUGAGCCGCUUUUCGCUCGAAUGCGUGGGCCGUGCAGCCCUAGGCUAUUCCUUUGGACCUCUUGAGAAGCACGGGACGGAUUACAGCCGCGCCCUAAAGGAGUUCGGCCCGACCGUGGUUCAGUUGCACACAUGGCGCCCGCUGCUCCCUUUUCUCAAGCGCUUCUUUCCCCGCAAGUGGUUGAGAUACGGGGCGGAGGUGAUACCAUACGCCCCGCUGCAGCGCAUGCGUUCCAUCUCGGAUAGUGUGAAUUCCACCGCGCGGCAGAUUCUGCAACAGAAGAAAGAAAUUCAUCGGAAGGCCGACAAGGCAGCCGUGCAGGAUCUGGGCGAGGGUAGAGAUGUCAUCAGUAUCCUCAUGCAACAUAACGCGAAGUCCCCCGGAGACGUUUCAUCGUCCUCCGAAGAGGACCUCGUUGGACAGAUGUCAUUGUUGCUUUUGCAAGCGACGGAUACCACCUCCUCAACCCUUGUCAGGCUCAUACACCAGCUCGCUCUCCACCCCGCGGUACAGGCACGGCUCAGACAGGAACUUACCGAAGCAACUGCCGGGGUGGGACGGGCUUUGCGAGACCUCGACUUUGAGGCUUACGCCGGGCUGCCGUACAUGGGUGCUGUCAUCCGCGAAACCGUCAGAAUGUACCCGGGAUUCUAUAUGGCCAGCCGGGUCGCAGAGCAGGACACGGUCCUCCCGCUAAGCAGUCCUGUCCAAGGCACAGAUGGCCAACCGCUGCAUGAGCUUGUCGUCCCUGCAGGUACGACUGUGUGGCUCAACAUCUUCGGCGUGAACCGUGACCCUGCCAUCUGGGGCGCGGAUGCGUCCCAAUGGAGGCCAGAGCGCUGGCUGGGACCGCUGCCGGAGAGCGUCGUCGAGGCACACAUCCCGAGCGUCUUUGCGCACACGAUGACAUUCGUUGCUGGGCCGCGAUCUUGCAUCGGGUACAACUUCGCGCUCGCCGAGAUACGCGUUGUCCUCGCACACCUGCUGCUCGCAUUCGAGCUUUACCCCUCUGAGAAGGAGAUCGUUUGGAAGAUGAGUGGGAUCGCGUCGCCGUCAGUCAAAGGAUCAAAGACAACGAAGCCAGAGAUGCCCAUUCUGAUGACCUCCUUGUGA